UGUGGCGUAUGUGUCCACUGCUAGCAGUAGGUGUGUUAAUGUAGGUCUACAGUCUACAGCUUUGUGAUGUCAACUUUUCCCUUCCUGCCAUUAGAUAAUUUUUACCUUUUAUAAACACAUGAUCUGUGGCAUGUGAUGUACUUAUUCGCUAGAAUUUGUAGAAAAGCCUGCUGAUCUAGAUCCAGACGGCUAUCAUCAAUCAUAAUCAAAAGCGAGAAAUAAUGACAGAUUACGAACAAAACAUUGAGGCUGAAUUUACACACACAGCAUUGUCGUCUGUUGAUAAUGAAGUAGCCUGUCUCACAGUUUCUGAAUAAAGUUAGCAAAUAGCUAGAUUCUACGUUUCUAAAGCCCCAGAUCAACAUCAUCAACCUGUGGAUUAAAAAGUGGAACUAGUUUCAGAUACUCCAUAUAAAAAUAAUUUAGAUCUCUCUAGAUCCAGAUAUAGAUCUAGAAGAGGAAUAAUCAGUUGGUCUUAUGUAAUAUUAUGACGUCAAAUGGCAAUUAUGAGGAAUAUGACUAUAACCAGCCUCUGUUAUCCAGUAAGCCUUCAAACAAUGAAGACGAACCAUUGGAAAGACUUUACUAUGAUUCCAUUUCUCGGGUAUCACCAACACCUGACCCCAAGGUCUACCCAGGGGAAGUAAGGGAACACCCACUUGUUUUACCUGAUAGUGUAGACUCAAAUCAUAAUGUGGAGGAUACCAACAGUAUACGUUUGUACAAACGGAGGUGGUAUGUUUUAAUACUGUACAGCACAUACACCUGUUUCCAAAGUACAGUCUGGAACACCUGGGGACCAAUCUCUAACAGCAGCGAGGAAGCUUUUGGCUGGACAGAUGAGACCAUUGCUUGGCUCAGCAACUGGGGGCCACUGACUUAUGUCAUAUUUGGAUUGUUUUAUCCGUGGCUCUUACAUGUCAAAGGUAUUCGGUGGGCUGUGAUAUCCAGCAUGUUUUUUGUUACACUUGGUGCAGCAUUUAGGGUUAUAACAUCUGACCCUUUUCCUGCAACUAUACUCAUACAUAUUGGUCAGUUCUUUUGUGGAGUAGGGGGACCAGUCUCUAUGGGCAGUAUUCCAGCCAUCUCUGCUACAUGGUUCCCCCCUAAAGAGAGAGUGUCAGCAACAGCUAUCAGUGCUUGUAUCAAUACGCUUGGUGUGGCUGUUCCGUUUGUUGUGGGGCCAGCUCUUGUGUACACUAGACCUCCUAAUGCAACAAAAGCUUCCAUGACAUUUGGAAAAAAACACAAUGAUGUUAUGAUAGAUUUAUCCUCACUAGCAAAUGUUACAGAAAGAAUUAAAGAAGAAAGACAGGAAAUAAUGGUGUAUAUGUAUUACCAAUGUGGGGCAUGUGUUCUUCUUCUGUUGUUGUUCCUCAUCUACUUCCCUGAAAAACCACCUCAUCCCCCCUGUCCAUCAGCUGUUGUUCACAGAGAAAACUACUGGACUGGUCUGUGGUCACUACGCAAGAAGGGUCACUUCAUUUUGUUGUCUGUGAUUUAUGGUGUGUCACUGGGAGUCUUAAACAACUGGAGUAGUGUAUUAAAUGUCAACCUUGAUCCGUUUGGUAUAGAAGAAGAUGAAGCAGGUUGGAUAGGAUUUUAUGCAACAAUUGGAGCUUGUGUAGGAACAUUAGUUAUCGGAAAAUUUGCUGAUCACUUCGCCAGGAGUAUGAAGCUGUUUAUACUUGUGACAUUUCUGUUAGGGGCUGCGUGUUUUGUUGUAUUUGCACUGGUGCUCAUAAAAGUUAUUCCAUUUUCUAGCGCUGUUCUUUAUGUGACAGUUAUUGGAGGUAACACACUGAUCAAUGCUGCUGUUCCUAUAAUUUAUGAGCUGGGGUGUGAGCUGGCUUACCCCACCAGUGAAGGGGCAGCAAAUGGACUUUUAACAUUGUUGAAUAAUUUAGGAGGCCUCAUUUUUCUGGCCAUCUUCUUCAUUCCUAAUGUUGGUACCAUGUGGAUGAACUGGACUGUGAUUGGCUCCAUCAUUGUGUGUUUACCCAUGAUUGCUGUGUUGAAGAGUAGGUUUAACAGGCUUGAAGUUGAUGAAGGAGUACAGACUCAGCCGUAUUUGGAGCAGACCUAUACCAUACAGGCGUAAUAAUUUAUUCAUUCUUAAAAUAAAUUUGGUUCAUGGUUAUAGUAUUUUCAAACAUUUUCCCAACAUUUUUUUGAUUGUAAAAAGACAAAUUUGUAAAUUCAUUUAUGUUAAAAACAGACUUUUCUUUGACCAACAAGGUUUAUAAAAAUGUCAGUAUUUACUUUUUUUAACAGGUGAAUUUUACUUCACCUGCCAGAUUUGAAAGGUAACUUUCCUUACCUUUUUUUUAUUAUGUUUAACAUGAAACAAUUAUUUAUUAUGACAUGCAUUUUAUAAGUGCAAUAAUUUUUAAAAGAAAUAACAAGACUUGUAUUCAUCUGUAAACAAUUUAAUUUUGUGAUAAAUCUUACACCUAAAGCUAAACAUUUUUUAGUAUUUAAAUUCUAUUUAAGCAAUCUGAUUUUUUUAAUAGACCAAUGUGGGCUAUGUACAUUCAUAUUCUUCUAAAAAAAUUUUUUGUAGAUUAGAUCAAAAUUGUACUUAAUAAAUGUAAAAGAUUUCUACUAUGGACAUUGUAUGUGAUACUUACAACUUUUUAUUUCUAUAUUACAACCCUUCCAUAUUGUUAGCACAACAGUGUUUACUAAAUGACAUAAUUACAGAACUGUCAUAUUUCUGUUUGUAUUCUUGAUCAUUUGGGAAUACCACUGUUAGUAGUGUUAGUCUACCAUUGUUUUUUUCAUUGACAAAUCAGCUAAGAUCAUGUUCAGAUACCCCCAUCCAUUUGUAGGAAUACAUAUAUAUCUGUCUACCACACAACCCUAUUUCCAUGAUAUAUAUACAUCUUAUUCUAUUUAAAUUUCAGAUGCGUUUCUUUAAAUAUAGCUGUUUGUAGGUCAAAAUUUUACUUAAUAUAAACCACACAUGAUAUACAAUACAUAUAUAAUUGUUUUUUUUUACAUGAAAUAUCUUUAACUAGUUCUAUCAUGUUGAUGGUUGCCUGAUUAUAAAAUAAAAUUAGGCAAAUUAAUGGAUAUUGCUGUAAAAUAAUUACAAUUAUGUGAUAGCAUAAUUGAUUGGUUAGACACCUUACCAACUCUUAUGUCAGUAUUUCAUUUGCUAAUUCAACCAACAGUAUUGGGUAACCAACUCAAUUUACAGAAAGAAAAGGCAGUGCUUACCAUAGUCAUUUCAUAUGCCAUGGUUAAAAUAUUCCAACUUUAAUUCAUGGGAUCUAUUUAUCAUCAGGUCUGAGAGGUUGAUUAAUUUAUUUACUUUUUCUAUUACUAUUACUUUUCUCCAACACAAAAAAAAAAUGUGAAU
Molecule: messenger RNA, 3364 nt
Organism: Physella acuta
Lineage: Eukaryota; Metazoa; Mollusca; Gastropoda; Physidae
Product: solute carrier family 49 member 4 homolog
Biological process (GO): transmembrane transport
Cellular component (GO): intracellular membrane-bounded organelle; membrane
Molecular function (GO): transmembrane transporter activity
Source: RefSeq, a predicted model, not a curated record